AUGGACUCUACAGGGUCCUUCGAGCUGAUGGUGCACCACCAAGGCACUCCGCACAGCUUCCAACUCCAACCCACCGCAACACUACAAGACCUCGGCUGCGAAAUCGAAGCAACACUCAAUAUCCCAAUCUCAAAUCAAAAGCUACUCAUAUCCCCAAAGCCAGGAAUGAAGAAAGCUCCCUACCCACCAACACCACUCAGCGAGCUCCCUCUCUCCUCUCCCAGAUUCAAAAUCACCCUCCUCGGUACCCCAGCCCAAGAUAUUGCCGAUCUCCACAAGCAAUCCUCAGAUUUCAAAAAACGCGAAAACGCUCGCAUCGCCGCCCAAGCAGACGCUCGCCUAGCCAAACGAACAAGCUCACGCCGUAACGCCAACGGCGGCGUCCACACCCUCUCCUCCUCAAGCAAUAACUACACCUUCGCCCGCUGCGUCCCACUCCCCUACCUCCCAAACCCAGACCGCUCUCUCCAUUUCCUCGAGCGUCUUCGCGAUGACCCCGGUAUUCGCGCAGCGAUGGCAAAGCACAAAUUCUCCGUGCCUCUUCUUACGGAAAUGAACCCGGCAGAGCAUACAACAAGCGAAUCGCGCACCCUCGGCCUGAACAGGAAUAAAGGCGAGGUUAUCGAGCUUCGUUUGCGCACAGAUGCAUAUGAUGGGUAUCGUGAUUAUAGAACUAUUCGCAAAACGCUCUGCCAUGAGCUGGCGCAUUGUGUAUUUGGGCCUCACGAUCGGGAUUUCUGGGAUUUGACCUCGCAGAUUGAGAAGGAGGUUGAGAGGGCGGAUUGGAAGUCGGGUGGAAAUCGAUUAACGCAGAAUGAGUUUUAUAAUCCUGGAGAUUGGGAGAGGUCGCAAAGUGGGGAGGAGUUUGUUGAUGAGUGUGGGUGGACUGGGGGUGAGUUUGUACUUGGGGGGACAAGAGAUGGGGGUUCGAGUUCGACUUAUGGAUCUGGAUCUGGAUCUAUGGGGUCUGGAGUGGAGCCGAGGAGAGAGACUCUUGCACGCGCGGUUGAAGAAAGGAUGAAGAAGAAGGGGAAUACCGAGAAGCAGGACGACACGGAGAAGCAGAAUGAUUCGCGGUGA
Molecule: messenger RNA, 1080 nt
Organism: Penicillium odoratum
Lineage: Eukaryota; Fungi; Ascomycota; Eurotiomycetes; Eurotiales; Aspergillaceae
Product: putative zinc metalloproteinase
Exons: 1
Coding region: 1-1080 (359 amino acids)
Molecular function (GO): proteasome binding
Source: RefSeq, a predicted model, not a curated record